Molecule: messenger RNA, 1416 nt
Organism: Pocillopora damicornis (cauliflower coral)
Lineage: Eukaryota; Metazoa; Cnidaria; Anthozoa; Scleractinia; Pocilloporidae
Product: ataxin-3
Biological process (GO): protein deubiquitination
Cellular component (GO): nucleus
Molecular function (GO): cysteine-type deubiquitinase activity
Source: RefSeq, a predicted model, not a curated record
GUCAAAGACUAUUCUUGGUUGUGAGGCAAUACAAAUUUCCCCCGCCCCAGUCCACGCAGAUUCGGUUUCAGUAUGGAUGCAAUCUUUCACGAGAAGCAAGAAGGUUCUCUUUGCGCCCAACACUGCCUCAAUGCCUUAUUACAAGGCCCUUACUUAAACCCAGUGGUUCUGGCGGAUAUAGCGACACAAUUGGAUGAGCUUGAGAGAGCAAGAAUGGCAGAAGGAGAUGUUACAUCACAGGAUUAUCAAGAAUUUAUUAAGCAACCUUCUUCAAAUAUGGAUGACAGUGGAUUCUUCUCCAUUCAAGUUAUAUGCAAUGCACUCAGAGUGUGGGGGUUAGAGCUGAUACCAUUUUUGAGUCCAGAGGCCAGAGAGGCACGAGAAAAUCCUCAGUACCAGAAAGCUUUUAUAUGUAACUUACAACAACAUUGGCUGACUAUACGAAAAAUUGGCCAUCAGUGGUUUAAUCUUAACUCUCUGUUGUCCAAACCAGCGCUGAUAACUGAGACAUAUUUGUCACUAUUUCUUACCCAAUUACAGACAGAAGGUUAUUCAAUAUUUGUUGUGAGAGGAAAUUUACCAGAGAGUGAAGCAGAUCAACUUUUGAAGCUUUGUCCAGCUGAGUCACAGAAGAAACCUUUUACAACGUCUGCACACAAAUUGGUGGACAAAACAGAUCUAACAGCUGCGCUUCAACAGGCCAGUGGUGUUGUAGGAGGUGAUGAUAAACCAGUUGACAUGGACGCAGUUCGGAGAAAACGAGAAUUGUAUUUUCAAAGACAAAACCACACCCAAGCCAACAAUCCAAAUACAGAACAAACCUCAGAGACAGCAGAUACAUCUCAAGAAACUGUAACAACACCUGGUCCACCAGCUGAUCAAGAAGAAUCGUCAGAAUUAUCAGAGGAGGAAAUGCUUCAAAUUGCUCUCAAGUUAUCUCUUGAAAUUACAUAGUGAGGAGUUUUUCUUGGAAUCUGUCUCUUUUUUGUUUCUUUAUAGUAGUAACUGAAGGAAUAAGGAGUGAAUGUAUGUUUAAAAAAAAAAAGAUAGCUAAGUUUUCAAAUUUGUACAAAAUAACAUUACAUAAAGAACUUCUUUAGACUUAGGACCAAUUUGAUUGGAAUUUCACAUCCCAACAUACUUUGCACCUUGGGAGAGGAGGUUUCUCAGAGAAACAAUUUCUUACCUUAAAAAUUCACUGGAAACUGUUUUAAUUUCAUCAUGGAGAGUACUGCAAUAUUUUAUUAAGUAGAAGGUCUCAGGAUACACCUCACAACCUACGAACAUGGUCAAAUCUUUGAACAGAAAAUCCCUUAUUCCCCUUCAUUAGUUCACACAAGAGGCUUGUCGAUCCUCUCUGAGUUCACCCCAAAGGGAUUUUUACAAAUAAAGGCAUGUAUAUUGGGAAAUACAACA